Molecule: messenger RNA, 1191 nt
Organism: Pollicipes pollicipes
Lineage: Eukaryota; Metazoa; Arthropoda; Thecostraca; Pollicipedomorpha; Pollicipedidae
Product: endoplasmic reticulum-Golgi intermediate compartment protein 1-like
Biological process (GO): endoplasmic reticulum to Golgi vesicle-mediated transport; retrograde vesicle-mediated transport, Golgi to endoplasmic reticulum
Cellular component (GO): COPII-coated ER to Golgi transport vesicle; endoplasmic reticulum membrane; Golgi membrane
Source: RefSeq, a predicted model, not a curated record
CAGGCUGGGCGAGCUUUGCUGUUUCUGGUUGACAGAGUUUGGCCCCACUAUUUUGUUUGUUUUGACGUCCAGCCCGAUGUUAUCGUUUAUUUUUCCCCACCGUGAGUCACAAGUACAUUUAUUUUUGUUGUUUUUGUUUCAGAGCUACUCGAAGAAUUUUCAGUUUUAUUUAUUCUGACCUGGAAGAACUUUGUGGCCUGGUUCACUAUUAAUCAUGGGCUUUGAUGUCAAAAGGCUGGAUAUUUACCGCAAGGUGCCGAAGGACCUGACACAGCCAACUGUUUCGGGCGCCAUCAUUUCUGUCUGCUGCUGCAGCUUCAUGUUCCUGCUGCUGGUUUCUGAGCUCUGGAAUUUCAUUUCUCCAGAUAUCGUGUCUGACCUGUUGGUGGACAACCCCGGCAACCAGUCGGGCAGGAUCGCGGUCCACCUGGAGAUCUCGCUUCCCCGCCUGCAGUGUCAGUAUGUCGGCCUGGAUAUCCAGGAUGACCAGGGCAGGCACGAGGUCGGAAUGGUGGAGAACACCAAGAAAACGCCCGUCUUGUCCGGGGCCGGGUGUCUGAUGGUGGCCGACUUCCAGAUCAACAAAGUGCCAGGUAACUUCCACGUGUCGACGCACUCGUCGCGCCAGAAGCCGGCCGAGGCGGACUUCGCGCACGUAGUGCACGAGCUGCGCUUCGGCCGGCGCGUGUCGGCCGACCGGCUGCCGAUGGCCAGCUUCAGCCCGCUGUCCGAGCGGCACGCGCUCGACUCGCCCGCCUCUGCGUCGCACGACUACAUCAUGAAGGUGGUGCCGACCGUAUACGUGGACCUGAGCGGCGUCGAGCUGGUAUCCUAUCAGUACACCUACGUUUCCCGGGCGCGCUCGCAGCUGGGUCGGGCGCCGGCCAUCUGGUUCAAGUACGACCUGAACCCGAUCACAGUGCGCUACCACGAGCGUCGGCCGCCCGUCUACACCUUCAUCACGACUGUGUGCGCCAUCGUGGGCGGCACGUUCACCGUGGCCGGCAUCGUCGACUCCGCCGUCUUCACCGCCUCCGAGAUGUUCAAGAAGUUCGAGUUGGGCAAGCUGACGUAACGCUCUGGACGGGGCCGGACCGGUUCAGCGGCGCCGGCUAGGCAGAGCAGGGGCAGCGCCGACCGGUGGAACGCCGGCUAGGCGGAGGGACGGGCCGUGCAGCGGAGAGGGGAGAG